UCUUUCGUAUCAGAAUUGAAAGAAAUGUUGUCCAGAAUCGAAAAACUUCGAUUGAUCAAAGGCACAAUCAUCAUAAUCGUCUACAUAAUUUCAAUCACAAUCUACUUCAUGUUCAAAGAAAUGAAGCAGAAAGUCAUAGCCGCACUCCCCAAGUUCCAUUUCUUCAAUCAAGUCGCCGAUCAUGAAAUCAACAACAAUACAACAACCAGCAGCCACAUCUUCAUCGACGGAAGUUCUCCAAUACCUAAAGAAAUCGUAACAGCUGCGAUCAAAUCGAGUCUACCCAUUAUCAGGUACGGAGAUUUUCAGCAGGAUUCAAAUGGAUCUUGUGUUGUGUGCUGGGAAAACUUUGAGUUGAAUGAUGAAAUUAGGGUUCUGGUUAAUUGUAGACAUCAUGUGUUUCAUAAAGAUUGUUUGGAUAAUUGGCUUGAUGAAGGACAAAUUACUUGUCCUAUUUGUAGAUCUAUGCUUCUUCCUCCGUUUACUAAUCCAUGGACGGUUGUUCUUGAAUCGAACUCGUCUAUGGAGAGAUCUGAUCAUUGA
Molecule: messenger RNA, 543 nt
Organism: Impatiens glandulifera
Lineage: Eukaryota; Viridiplantae; Streptophyta; Magnoliopsida; Ericales; Balsaminaceae
Product: E3 ubiquitin-protein ligase RHA1B-like
Exons: 1
Coding region: 25-543 (172 amino acids)
Source: RefSeq, a predicted model, not a curated record